Messenger RNA from Paramuricea clavata, 752 nucleotides. The record is from the annotation of a GenBank genome assembly. NCBI's taxonomy places the organism in Eukaryota, Metazoa, Cnidaria, Anthozoa, Malacalcyonacea, Plexauridae.
AACAACAAUGUGUCCCUCUAACAUGGAAGCUCGCCAAUGUGAAUCAUUUACCCAAAGAAUCUCCUUUGACAGAGUGUAAUCAGUUGAGGCCUAUAUCGCUCACAAACAUAAUUUUGAGAUUAUUUGAAAGGGUAGUUAAUAAACAGGAGAUUGCGUCUGCAUUCAAAUCCGUGAUCGGACGAGAUCAAUUUGCUUAUAAAGAGGGAAAAAAUACUACCGAUGCUCUGAUUAUGUGUUUGCAUCAUUGGCUCAUGAAGUGGCUGGAUGAAGGCGCAGAUUCUGUUAGGGUAAUAUCAUUUGACUAUAAGAAAGCGUUUGACUCGGUAUCUCAUAACAUUAUUUGUGAAAAAUUGAAAACACUCGAAAUUAACCCGUAUACAAUAAACUGGAUUAUUAGUUUUCUGGCCAACAGAAAACAAAGAGUUCUUGUUGAUUGCAUAGAAACUGUUUAUGUUGAUAUUAACAAAGGCGUAGCGCAGGUUACGGUUUUGUGUCGCUUUCUAUUUUCGUUGAUGGUUAAUGAUAUAAAACCCAUGGAUGCGCAAAACAACCUAUUGGUCAAAUUUGCUGACGAUAUAACCACAAGUGCUCCAGUAAAAUCAGGAUCGGAUUCUGCUGAGGCUGAGGCGGAAAGCAUUCAGAGUUGUUCGGAAGCAAAUCAAAUGACAUUAAAUCUUUCUAUAACGUGGGAAAUGGUUGUGCACGGUGGGUCUAUGAAACCAUUACCGGCAUUGAACGAAAGAGCUGGUUGA